Molecule: messenger RNA, 1229 nt
Organism: Arachis stenosperma
Lineage: Eukaryota; Viridiplantae; Streptophyta; Magnoliopsida; Fabales; Fabaceae
Product: peroxidase A2-like
Exons: 4
Coding region: 62-1129 (355 amino acids)
Biological process (GO): response to oxidative stress; hydrogen peroxide catabolic process
Molecular function (GO): peroxidase activity; heme binding
Source: RefSeq, a predicted model, not a curated record
UAUGUCUUAAAUUCUCCCAACAAGAAGGGAAGUUAAUUAAAGAAACAGCAAGAACACACACAUGAUGAUGAAUUCCCUUUUUGGUCUCACUAGUGUUUUAUGCUUUGUGGUUGGAACACUAAUAUUACCCUUUUCAAAUGCACAACUAGAUCCCUCGUUCUACAACACUACAUGUCCCAAUGUUCAUUCAAUUGUGAGUAACGUGCUCACAAAUGUCUCAAAAUCUGAUCCAAGAAUGCUUGCUAGUCUCAUCAGACUCCACUUUCAUGAUUGCUUUGUUCAAGGUUGUGAUGGAUCAAUUUUGUUGAAUGACACAAGUAGCAUAGUGAGCGAGCAAAGUGCAGGGCCAAAUAACAACUCAAUAAGAGGUUUAGAUGUUAUCAAUCAAAUCAAAACAGCCGUGGAAAAUGCAUGCCCUGCUGUUGUUUCUUGUGCUGAUAUUGUUGCUCUUGCUGCUGAAGUAUCUUCUGAAUUGGCGAAUGGUCCUAGCUGGCAGGUUCCAUUAGGAAGAAGGGACAGUUUAACAGCAAACCAAACACUUGCUAAUCAAAAUCUUCCGGCUGCAAACUUCAACCUCACUCUACUUAUAUCUAGAUUUGCUAAUCAAAAUCUCAACAUUACCGACCUUGUUGCACUCUCAGGGGCUCACACAAUUGGCAGAGCUCAAUGUAGAUUUUUCAGCAAUCGAUUAUACAAUUUUAGCAGCAGUGGAAACCCUGAUCCAACUUUAAACACAAGUUACCUACAAACACUUAAAUCAAUUUGCCCUAAUGAUGGUGGGUCAGGGACUAAUCUCACCAAUUUGGACCUAACAACCCCUGACACAUUUGAUAACAACUAUUACUCCAAUCUUCAACAACAAAAUGGAUUGCUUCAGAGUGAUCAAGAGUUGUGGAACACUACAGGUGCAUCUACCAUUAGCAUUGUCAACAGUUUUAGUAGCAACCAAACUCUUUUCUUUGAGGCAUUUAAGGCUUCAAUGAUUAAGAUGGGUAACAUUGGAGUUUUAACUGGCUCUCAAGGUGAAAUCAGAACACAGUGUAAUUUUGUCAAUGGAAAUUCUUCUGGAUUGGCUACUCUAGUCACCAAACAAUCACAAGAUAAUGAUGGAAGGGUUAGCUCAAUCUAAUUAAAAGGGAAUUAAUUAUCUGUGUUAAGAUAUUCAGAGAAUAGGGAUUAUACCAAUAAAUGAAUACAUAAAUGUCAUGUGCUUAUAUUAUGGUUCAUUA